Vespula pensylvanica (western yellowjacket) is the source of this 1296-nucleotide messenger RNA. RefSeq names its product elongation of very long chain fatty acids protein 1-like. Gene Ontology annotation, molecular function: fatty acid elongase activity. Gene Ontology annotation, biological process: very long-chain fatty acid biosynthetic process; sphingolipid biosynthetic process; fatty acid elongation, saturated fatty acid. NCBI's taxonomy places the organism in Eukaryota, Metazoa, Arthropoda, Insecta, Hymenoptera, Vespidae. The record is from RefSeq and is a predicted model, not a curated record. The transcript has 4 exons. Gene Ontology annotation, cellular component: endoplasmic reticulum membrane. Bases 439 to 1227 code for a protein of 262 amino acids.
UCUUUCUCUCUCUUUCUUACAAUAAUUACAUUAAAAUUUAUAAUUAAAACCUUGCGUAUAUUUAUGAGAAUAGGUUAUUAGCAAAGUAUAUUAUAAAUAAUAAUUAAUGGGGAGUAUUGACAUAUAUAAAAUAAUCAUGAGACUUUAGACCGAGCAGAAAGCUAGAGUUCAUUAUUAUUAUUAAAGUUGUUGCAAGUAUUAUAAUAAUUACAUCCAUUAGGGUUUAAUAAAUAUUUCGACUCUUACGGCGAGUGAAUCAGUUGAAAAAUGUCUAUUAGUGAAAGAGUGUCUUGUUAUAUCGUAAAGAAUUAUGAUUCGUUCAUUUGUCAAUUAGCUUUUAAUCUCUUUACAAUUAUUUUCAAUUAUUUAAUUGUACUGUGAGAAUUGAAUUGAGAAGUGAUUAAUUCCUUUUCUAACGACUGCAUAUUCCGGUUUAAAAUGUACUUAUUAAAUAAAAUGUUUCAUUACAUUGUAAGUUUUGAUGACCCACGUAUAAAAGACUGGAUAUUAUUUAAUUCGCCAUAUCCAAUUGUUCUUAUAAUCUCUUCGUAUCUUUAUUUCGUUCUCGCUUGUGGUCCUCGAUUUAUGAAGGAUAGAAAGCCAUAUUCUUUGAAAACGUUUAUAAGAUAUUACAAUAUAUUUCAAAUCGUAAUGAACAAUUUCAUUGUUUAUAAAUUACUAAAGGGAGGUUGGUUUACCAGAAUUUCGAUAUAUUGCGAACCAAUUAUCUACGGUACAGAUCCCGCUCGUAUGGAGUUGUUAGAAGGCAGCUGGUGGGCGUUGUUAACAAAACUUGUUGAUUUAAUAGAAACAGGAAUUUUUGUUCUCCGAAAGAAAAAUCGACAGAUUUCAUUUCUACAUUUGUAUCACCAUGUCUCAACGGUGUUACUUGGUUGGAUGUUUGGAAAAUAUUACGCCGAUGGAAUGGGUACAUUUAUACCAUUAGUGAAUUGUACCGUUCACGUAAUAAUGUACACCUAUUAUUUCCUCAGUACGUUUGGUCCAAAUGUUCGAAAAGUUAUUCAUCGAUAUAAAUUCUUACUUACCAUCACUCAAAUGGUACAAUUCGUAAUAUUGAUUUGUCACGCCUCGCAAACGUUCUUACCGAGCUGUGAUAUGGAUAAAAUACCUCCUCUGAUGAUGAUUAUUAAUCUUUUCAUUAAUUUCGCACUGUUUUAUAAUUUCUACGAGAAAAAUUAUUUAAUUAAGAAAACUAAACAAAGUUAAUGUAAAUGUUAAAUGUUUAAAUAUAAAAUGUAACUUUUCGUUAUUUAUUACUUAUAUACUUCAUAGAAA